UCUGUUGACUCUGAGAGAAGGGUUGAGAGCUUAAGAUGAGAGAGUAGACUAUGAGAAAACAAUGGAGCCCGCCAUGGAAUUGCUUUUGCAACUUCCCUGAAUUUGAGACAUAGUUUACUCUACUACAUAAUAUUAGUAGGAGUCUGUUUGCGUUGUACAAUCAUUGGAGCUCAAGACAAGCAAUCUCUUUUAGAGAGGCCAAUCAACAACAGCCCGGAAGCACUACCCUUUUGUGUUCUUCCCCUCAUCUUUUUGUUAGCCUAUCUUUUUCAGAAACAGAGUCAGAGAUAAAGUUGUUCCCCACUUUGAAUUGGGUAGUGGAGAAUUGUGAUUGGGGGAGUGAGAUUGUUGUUGAAUUCGUUAUAUUCGAGGUUUAGAGGGGGAAAGCUGACCUGGGUUGUGUGAAAUUUUGUUACUUUUGCUUUUUGAAGAAUUGGGUUUUUGGAGUUGGGGAGUGAGUUGAACUGGGCUGUGCUGUGUUUUUUGAUAUCUGGGUUUAAUUGGAGUGGAGAGAAAGUGAGUUGAAGAAUUGGGUUUUUGGAGUAGGAGAGUGGGUUCAAUUGGGUUGAGUUGGGUUUGUGAGUUUGAGAGAGUUGAAAGCUUUUUUGGGUCUUUGAGAGUGAAGGAAAAGAGGGUUUUAGAGGAACAAAGUCUGUAUCUUUUUUGGGGUGAGAGUGAGAGAGAGAGAGAGAGAGAGAGAGAGAGAGAGAGAUUGAUAGGUUGGCAUGAGGUUUUGAUGGUUUGGAUUUGGAAAUUUAUUUGUGAUGGCUGUUGUGAGUUCUGUGCCGGCAAAGAUGCGACCGACUGAGCCAAUAAGGUAUCCUGAUAUUUCAGAUAUGGGUAGUUUUGGAGAGAUUGUGGUGGAGCCUGUGGCUCGGGUGAUCCAAGAUAUGAUAUACGUUACAGUGGGAACUCCUGUGAAGGAGAGCAAAUUGAAUCUGAUAUGGACAUUGCACAACUCAGGAGGGAAGAGGGUUUGCAUAGUUCAUGUUCUCCAGCCUGCACAGAUGAUUCCAACGUCAUUGGGAACUAAGUUCCCAGCAAGCCAAGUGAAUCCUCAGGAAGUCAGAGCUUACCGUGAAAAGGAAAGGCAAGACAUGCAGAAGUUGCUGGAUGAUUACCUUCGUAUUUGUCGUGCAAUGGGGGUUCGAGCAGAAAAACUACAUAUUGAAAAGGACAGUAUUGAGAAGGGAAUUGUGGAACUCAUCUCUCAGCAUGGAAUCAGAAGGCUUGUUAUGGGAGCAGCAGCAGACAAGUCCCAUUCAAGGAAAAUGACAGACCUCAAGUCUAAGAAAGCCAUAUACGUGCGUGAACAUGCACCUGUUUUCUGUCGCAUACAAUUUGUUUGCAAGGGGUACCUUAUACACACCAGGGAAGCGAGUUCAGAUGCAGUUGAUGCACAGUUUACAUUGCUGCCACCAAGACCAAGCACCGACACUGAACAAUCACCACACCAUUUAAGAUCACAAUCUUCUGUGACACUUGGGCAGAAUAAUCGACCGUCACUCAGCAACCCAGCUCAAGAUUUACUCUGCCGGGUAAGAUCGACAAAAUCCGGCAAAUAUGGAGGAAUCGCAACAGAUGUUGCUGAAGGGCUUUCAACUCCAUCAAGCAGCAGGUUGGAAGCAGAAGGGAGUGCUGAUGAAUGGGAUCAGGCAUCCAGGAGGAGUACUUCUGGAUAUUCAUCAUGCUCUUCUGCAUUGGGUGAUUUACCUUUGAUACAGUUUGAGAGGACUGAGGGAAGUGAAAAUGGGUCAAGAAACUCGAGUGCUCUUACUCAUCUCAAAGAUAUUAAUCGUUCAUCCCCUCCCAGUGUAUUGCAGGAUGGAAAUGUAAACGAUACUCUUUAUGAUCAUCUUGAGCAAGCGAUGACAGAGGCUGAAAAUGCAAAGCGAGAAGCAUUUGAAGAGGCAAUUAGGCGUGGGAAAGCCGAAAAAGAUGCCAUUGACGCUAUACGAAGGGCCAAAGCAUCAGAGUUCUUAUACAAUGAGGAAUUGAGACAAAGAAAAGAAAUUGAGGACACAGUAGCAAGAGAAAGAGAAGAACUUGAAAAGAUGAAGAAGCAACGAGAUGAAGUCAUGGAAGAAUUCAGGGCCGCCGUAGAACAAAGAUCACAACUUGAGAGCCAAAUUGCUGAGUCUGAUCAGCUGGUUCAGUGCUUGGAGCAAAAGAUCAUAUCUGCUGUGGAUCUCUUACAAAAUUACAAAAGAGAACGGGAUGAGUUGCAUGUAGAACGUGACAAUGCUCUUAGAGAAGCAGAGGAGCUAAGGAAAAGACAAGGAGAGGCCUCAAGCACACAGAUGCCUCAGUUCUUCUCUGAUUUUUCAUUUCCCGAGAUUGAGGAAGCAACUCGAAACUUUGAUCCAUCACUUAAGAUUGGAGAAGGUGGAUAUGGAAGCAUUUUCAAAGGUUUCCUACGUCACACUGAGGUGGCUAUAAAAAUGCUAAAUGCUCAUAGUUUGCAAGGCCCCUCGGAAUUCCAGCAGGAGGUGGAUAUAUUAAGUAAGCUGAGGCAUACCAAUCUUGUCACACUCAUUGGUGCCUGCCCAGAAGGUUGGACUCUGAUCUAUGAGUAUCUUCCAAAUGGAAGCCUUGAAGAUCGACUAAGCUGCAAGGACAAUACUCCCCCAUUAUCAUGGCAAGCUCGAAUACGCAUUGCUACUGAGUUGUGUUCUGUCCUAAUUUUUCUCCACUCCAGUAAACCACACGGCGUAGUACAUGGUGAUUUGAAACCCUCCAAUAUCCUCCUUGAUGCUAACUUUGUUUGCAAACUUAGUGACUUUGGCAUCAGUCGGCUCUUGUCUCGUGGUCAAGGUUCAAGCAACAACACAACACUCUGUUGCUGGACUGGUCCAAAAGGUACUUUCGCUUACAUGGAUCCUGAGUUUCUUUCAUCGGGAGAGCUUACACCAAAGUCAGAUGUGUAUUCAUUUGGAAUUAUACUCUUACGAUUGUUAACCGGAAAACCAGCAUUGGGAAUAACAAAGGAAGUACAGUAUGCAUUAGAUUCUGGAAAGUUGGAAACCCUCUUGGAUCCUUUAGUGGGAGACUGGCCAUUUGUACAGGCUGAACAGUUGGCUCGCUUAGCAUUGAGGUGUUGUGAGAUGAGCCGGAAGUGCAGGGCAGACCUUGUGUCAGAUGUGUGGAGGGUACUUGAACCAAUGAGGGCUUCAUGUGGCUCCUUAUCAUCAUUCCGACUGGGUACUGAAGAGCACUUCCAACCUCCCUCAUACUUCAUCUGUCCCAUUUUCCAGGAAGUCAUGCAAGAUCCACAUGUUGCAGCAGAUGGUUUCACUUAUGAAGCAGAGGCUCUGAGGGGAUGGCUGGACAGUGGUCAUGACACUUCACCUAUGACAAAUCAGAAGCUCGAACACAAGAAUCUCGUCCCCAACCACGCUCUUCGCUCUGCAAUUCAGGAGUGGCUGCAACACCACUAAAAAUCCAGUUCUUGUUCAUCAUAAACAUUUAUAAAUAUAUACCUACGUACAUACACAAGUAAAUGUCUAAUAGAUCAGCAUGAUCACAAUUUCAGACCAAUCAAAGGAAGACCUUGGUCUCUUCAUUCAAUCUUAGAGUAUGCGGCCCAUACAAACAAAUGCGUUUACAUACCAUCUCAUUGUACAGAAUACCAUACCCUAUUUGCUUACAUUUCAAAUGUAAACGUACAUUGCUCAAACAUGUCCAUUUGACACAGGUAAUGAAUAUAUUGUGAUAUU
Rosa chinensis is the source of this 3716-nucleotide messenger RNA. Its product is annotated as U-box domain-containing protein 33. The coding region runs from base 765 to 3437 and encodes 890 amino acids. The transcript is spliced from 9 exons. The record is from RefSeq and is a predicted model, not a curated record. Gene Ontology annotation, biological process: protein phosphorylation; protein ubiquitination. Lineage: Eukaryota; Viridiplantae; Streptophyta; Magnoliopsida; Rosales; Rosaceae. Gene Ontology annotation, molecular function: ATP binding; ubiquitin-protein transferase activity; protein kinase activity.